Xenopus laevis (African clawed frog) is the source of this 1719-nucleotide messenger RNA. It is a transcript of the gene wrnip1.L, whose product is annotated as Werner helicase interacting protein 1 L homeolog. Gene Ontology annotation, biological process: DNA synthesis involved in DNA repair; DNA repair; DNA replication. Gene Ontology annotation, cellular component: nucleus; cytoplasm. Lineage: Eukaryota; Metazoa; Chordata; Amphibia; Anura; Pipidae. Gene Ontology annotation, molecular function: enzyme activator activity; DNA binding; single-stranded DNA helicase activity. The record is from RefSeq and is marked provisional.
AUGGCUCAGUCUGCUGGGGUUCUUAGUACCUCACAAGUCGGCAGUUUCGAUAACAAAGUGCAGUGCCCGGUAUGCCGUCUAGAGAUGGCAGCGGGGCAGAUUAAUUCCCAUUUAGACUCAUGCCUGCAGGAGAAGCCUGUUGGGGGUGUGCCUGGUAAGAAAAGACGCCUUAAUCCGAAUGAAAAAACAGGAGGGAUAGAGGUGAAUCAUCCUGCUGUGAAUCCCCUUGGGCCAGUGGGUUCCACGUUUCCUCUUUUUAACAAAUCAAGAACUCCUAAUGGGCCAUCUGAAUGUGCUUCUCCCAGUAGCAGGAAGCAGGGGGGAAGUGUGUUUUUUGCUGAGGCUCUUCAUAGUCAAGGUGAUGACAGCACCUGUCUUCCCCAACACAGCCUUAGUCCAGAUGCCAAGAAACCCAAUAAUCUGUCUGAAAAACUGGAUGGUAAACCUUUGGCAGAUAAAAUGAGACCAACUACCCUUAAUAACUAUAUGGGUCAGAACAAAGUGUUAGGAGAAAACACCAUGCUUAGGAAUCUUCUUCAAGCAAAUGACAUUCCUUCCAUUAUACUCUGGGGACCUCCUGGCUGUGGCAAGACCACAUUGGCCCAUAUAAUUGCCAAGAAUGCCCAGAAGAGCAGCUCUAGGUUUGUGACCCUUUCAGCCACAAGUGCUUCUACCAGUGAUGUGCGAGAGUUUAUCAAGCAAGCCCAAAAUGAACAGCGGCUUUUUAAGAGGAAAACUAUUCUUUUUGUGGAUGAAAUUCAUCGUUUCAACAAGAUGCAACAGGACACCUUCCUUCCUCACGUUGAGUGUGGAACAAUUACACUUAUUGGGGCCACCACAGAAAAUCCUUCUUUCCAGGUGAAUACUGCUCUGUUGAGUCGAUGUCGUGUGAUUGUCUUGGAGAAACUGUCUGUGGAAGCGAUGGAGACUAUACUGAUGCGAGCAGUAGAUUCAUUGGGGUUAAAGGUCCUAAAAGACGGAGAGCAGCUUGUUGGAAGCAGCAGCGAUGUUUCAGAGACUUCAGUAUAUGUUGAGGAGAAAGCUUUAACCACUCUUGCCCACCUCUGUGAUGGUGAUGCUAGAACAGGUCUCAAUGGCCUUCAAUUGUCUGUUCAAGCAAGUUUAGCAGCAGAAAAAGAUCCCAUAAAACAAGGAAUAGUUAUAAAAGAAGAGCACAUCAAGGAAGGAUUGCAGCGUUCCCACAUCCUCUAUGACCGUGCUGGGGAAGAGCACUACAACUGUAUUUCAGCACUUCACAAAUCCAUGCGUGGCUCUGAUAAGAAUGCUUCGUUAUAUUGGCUUGGUCGGAUGCUUGAGGGUGGAGAAGAUCCAUUGUAUGUGGCAAGACGGUUGGUGAGAUUUGCAAGUGAGGAUAUAGGGCUAGCAGAUCCCCAGGCCCUAACACAAGCAGUAUCCACCUACCAAGCCUGCCAUUUUAUAGGAAUGCCGGAAUGUGAUGUUAUAUUAGCACAGUGUGUCAUGUACAUGGCUUGUGCUCCAAAAUCAGUUACAGUGUAUAGUGCCUACAACAAAGUGAAGAAUUGCUUGAAGAACCACAAGGGUCCACUUCCACCUGUUCCCCUCCACUUGAGAAAUGCACCAACAAAACUUAUGAAAGGUUUGGGUUAUGGUAAAGGCUAUAAAUAUAACCCUAACUUUUCAGAACCAGUAGAGCAGGACUACAUGCCUGAGGAAAUGAAAGGGGUCACAUUUGUUUGA